AUUGAUUUGUUUUGUUUUCUUUGUUUAAGUUAAUAAAAAAAAUAGUGCACACUUGUUUAAGAAAUGAAGUUUACUACGUGACCAUAGUUCUUAUUUAUUUUUAAGCAAAUGUCAAAAUGACUUCCGAGGUUGAUUUUGCAAAAACAAAUGAAUUUAUACAAAGACGAAAGUUGAGACUACAGCAGGUUCGGGAACAGUCAAAAGAUAUUGCUAAGAAAAUUCGACAGCGUGCUAAAGUAGAAACUUUGCGGCAAGUGAAAGACGUUGAUGCACACAAAAAAAAGCAGUACCUUGAAUGCCAAAAGCAGUUUGUGGACAAGUUGCAGGAAAUUUAUGCUAGAGGCUUAGAGGAUGUGGGCAACGGUCAUAAGAAUGCAUCAAAGCAACUUCAACAAGAUUUUGAGAAGAAGAUUGAUAAGUCAAAAUUAAGGGGUAAAGAAGCAGUGGCUGAAGUGAGACGACGAAAGCAAGAAAUAUUAGAUAAGAAAAAAGAGUUGUUAGAUAGAAAACUACUAGCUAGGGAAGUGGCUAAUGUAAUAAGUAGAGAAAAAUCUAAUAUUGUAGCUAAAACUCUUAUAUCAGACAAGGAGUCUAAUUUCACAGCUAAUUCAAAGGAUCCUGAGCACAAUAAUAUCCAAAACAAUGUAGUUGAACCUGUGGAGAAGGUUGAUACGGGAACACAGUUAAAUCUGAAUGAGCCAACCAAUGGUUAUCAGACAGAUAUACCAGAACUGUUGUUACCAGAGACUGAAACUAUAAGGGAACCUGUUGAUAUACCAGAGAGACUGGAAAGAACUAAGAGACCAAAUCUUUUUGCACUCAGUGACGAAAUGCCAUCCAGCUUACGAGGUGGUCCGGUAAACACUCCUGAGUUUCAUCAAAUGAAGUCAACUGUCAAUAUAGUUUCUGAACAUAUACAGAAUAGACAUCUUCGCCUCCGAGAAACAGAGGCAAAACUUAGUAAAAGGCAAGACGAGGAGUUGCAGAACAUUAAACAGACAAUAAUGCGUACCAGAGCAUCGAAACCGAAAGGUAAUCCAUCUGACAAUGUGUGUCAAGUCCUGGACAAUCAGGCCAUCUCAGUUCCAUCAUGGAGAGCGGAGCAAAAUUGUAAAUUUUGUGUCAAAUCCUCUGUAAAACCUGUUUUCCCCCCUAUAAAUAGCAGAAGAUUUAAAUCAAUCAUUAAUUCCUCCAUUAAUAAGAAUAUUACAUCUACAAGGUCGCCCAAAAUAUAUUUUCCAAUGCACAAAUUAGAACAAAAUGCAUUUGCUACUAAUGACUCCUACUCAAGGAGCUUCAAACAGCCAGUUACUGUAAUAAACAAAGAUAAAUGCUCAAGUACAAAUUCUAUAGAAACAGCACAAAAAGGUUCAGUGACAAUGUACAAUCAUAUGACCAAGGACAGCAGGACCAUGCUCAAUAAUGAUGAUAAUUUAGUAAUUCGAGAGGAAAAUUUUGAUGAUGAUGCAUUUACAAAAGCAAGAAAAGAAGACACAAAUGAUAAUGUCAAACAAAAAGAAUUCCACAACAAGAUAGCAGAAAGAAGGAAUAAAGUUGCUGUGACUAAAGAAAAUGUUGAUAAAGAAUAUAGAGAUACAUUGGCAUUUUUGAAUUCAUUACCUAAAGAUAUGUCGGAUAAACCCAUUAGAAAUGCAUUUAUGGAUGAAAAUCGACAGCAACAGUUGAAGGAUAAACGGGAACUGAAAUUAAGGGAUGAAUAUAGAAAUGCAGAGAAACAAUGCAGAGGUCAUCAUAAGUGCAGGCACAUAAAAUGUUGUCAAAGUACUUCAAAAUCGGCAAUGAAUAAAAACGAAGAUUCAAAUGAUGAUUCUCAAUACACUUGGAUACCUGUGCCGGAAAUACCAAAGGCACAAAGUAGUGAGGCAACAAACAAACAUGGCAACACUGUUAAGUUCAGUAACAGGAAUGAUUACCAUGAGUACAGAUCAAGUCGGAAACAUUCCCCACCAACUAAAGAUAUUCCCGUCAAAUCUAAAGUAUCAAAUAGAUAUAUUGAAACAGCAAUAAUCAAGGAAAUGGGGGAGACAACCGAUUGCUCGUCAAUCGUAUCGGAUACUACGACAUCUGAAAAUUUUUCACUAAACAGAAGAAACAAACAAGAUAUUGUUCAAGAAUUGGACCCGAAACUGACUGAUUCUGACAGAAUUAUCAUUUAUAAAAUACUGAACUCGAAAAAUGAUAAGAAGAAAAAAUGUCAGAAAAUUAAAUCGUCUGAUAAAGUGAGGUGUGUUCAAGAGACGAUUGAAUGUGAAAAUGAAAAAUCCACGCAGAAAGUUGAGGAAAGCAACAUGAAAAGCAAAACAUCAUUUGAUCAACUAACUGAAGGAAUCUACAAAACUGUUAACAAAAAUGGUCAGGUUUAUACUAAAAUGAGUAUUUACACAUCUAACUCUGAGGAAUGGUAUUUGCCAGGGGAUAGAAGUCCAUGGUGGGACAAUUUGACUUCCUUGCAAGUGUGUGAUCCAAGCUCAUCUGAUAAGGAUCAGCGGGGCGAAGGUGUGCGUCAGUGUCAGUGUGUCAAAUUGCAUUGUCCAGAUGUCCACUCUCGGAAUGUUGAGACUGACACAGGUACCACUGUAAGGCCUGUUUGUAAUUGCCAAUGUGUGAAUACAAAUCAUUCAGAAGGACCAACGAUUCACUACCCCUCAGCUGCUACCUCCACUACGUCUCUUAAAGUUGGCGAAACUGUUGCACCUAAGAAUGGUUGUAUAAAGGUUAUUGAUGACGUCUGCCAAGAGAAUGGAAAGUUUUAUGUUGGGACCACAGGCUACCUAAAAGAUGAAGCCUAUGAAGUAAUCAUACAACUAAGAAAAAAAGAAAACGCAAAUCCCGUUAGUACCGCUCAAGAAGAAAAAAGUAAGAAUCAAGAAGAUGCAAAUAAAAAUACUAAGAAUGAAGAUGUGCCAGCCUCAAAUCCUGCGCCAGAAGUCGAUAUUAAUGAAAAUUCAAUUCGUGAAGUUACAAAAACACAUACAGAGGAGACAACUGUCCCAUCGACUAAAGUUACACCCCCCAAAACAACGGACGCAGUUUCUGAAAAAACUAGCCCCCAGAAAUCAAAAUCGGUGAGCAGUCAAGAUGAGCGCACAGAUACCAACACUGUGUCUCCUAAUAAUAUCCCAACAAACACAGUUCCAAAAAAAGCUACUUCGACCUACACGCAGACAAGUUCUCCAAUUCACAAACCAAUUUUCAUGCACAUGAGUUCCACAUCGACUGCGUAUAUGAGCCCCCCGGAUAUUAUCAGGCCGAGAUUUUCAAAACGUGAUUAUGAUGCUUCGUACGAUGAAACUUAUGAUUCAAUAAAGGAAUCGCAAAAUUCUACGUCCUUCAAGAACUUUAAAAGCUGUAACUGCAAACAUGGUGAGAGAAGAAAAAAAUCAACACAUGCGGUUGAUGCUACGAAGAGCAACAAGCUAAAAUAUCAGGUCGAAGAUUUGUUCACAUCUAACAAUAUAAGCAGUGCUGGUGAACUAAGUGACGCUUGUAGUAAAAAUUAUAAAACUACGACAGAUAGUAUUUAUUCAAGGAUAUGUUGUGCAUGCAGCAAGACUAAAACUUGUCACAAACAUAAAAAGGAAGCAAACGCAGUUAAAAUUUGUAAUCAUCGGAAACCUGUGUCACUACGCGAUGUACCGAGUAAGCAUGUGAAAUAUUUGAAGGCUAAUGCAUCGAAGAGAAAACCUAAAACUCCUUUAAAUCCCUUGAUUAAAGACUAUGUAAAUAAAUUAUUAGAACUUAAUAAAGAGGGCAUGAAGGCUAUUGAAAUAAUAAACGAGGAAUGCAGCUCCGUACCUACACCGAGCAGUUCAAUUAUAAAUGACACUCUUAACUUAAAAGGCAAAUCAUUAGCCGAGAAAAAAAUAUCAUUGGAACAUAUUAAAAAUAUUCUGAAAGAGAAAAUUAUUAAUGAUCUUCAAUUUAACGAUGCACCGCCAGCUACACGAGUUAACGAUCAAACAAACAAAAAUUCAAAACCCCAUACAAAAUUACAUAAACGAAAGCAAAUGCAUAAAGUCAAGUCAUUGAAUAUUUCCAAAAAGGUUUCUACGACAAAUGAAUGUAAAAAUUAUUUACACGAAUUUCAAUCCUCCAAAUCGAACACAACAUCUUCGUCUUAUAAAAACGAUACCAGCGACCAGCCAGAAAGUUUAGUUUCUAAAACCUGUAAUAAAAACGAUGAGAAAAAACCUACACAACCACAUAAAAUAAUGAGAAUCGUACAAGAACCGCAACCGGCAUAUGAAAAUAACAUAGUUUCAAAAGGUUCGAUACCGCUUCGAUGCAGAUCUGAUAACCUGCCUCCUUCCUCAGAUUCAGAAAACACAAUUAAGAAGAAUCGUCAAGAUAAAUUACACAUUCUGCCUUCUAACACAUCGACACAAACUAAUGCUUUUGUUUCCGAAGACAAUCUCGUUAAAGAAGCUGAAGGUAAACUUCAGAAUAUGGAAAAGAUUGCGGAUCUAACUGAAAAAUGUACAAAACGUUUAUCAAACCUGGCCAAGGUGCUCGAAGAAGUAAGACGAAACAAGUCUUUAUUCUAUAGUCAAAUAACAUCAUCCGAUUCCACCUCGGACUCCGACGCAGAAAGAAAUAGAAGAAAAACUACAGAAAAAUCGAUAUCACCAACCGUUAUUGUUUCUGAAAUUCACAAGCCCUCUGCUCCGAUAGUUGAGAAAGAAAAUAACAUCGACCAUAAUACGUUCACCCCGUUACUUUCCGAUAUUCCGAAACCAAUAAAUUUCAUGAGUCCACUAUCUGAAGCCGAUUCUAUGACCACACUUGCUUCUAGCAAAGAAAGUUUAAAUAUAGAAAACCCUAAUUUCAAGCCGAAGUCUAAGCCGCCGCCAGCCUUAUCGAGGAUUUAUUUCAAAAAUGAACAAGAACAUAUAAUUCCCCAUGAACUCUCGACGGUGUUGGAGGUGGAUUCCCCUAUGAGUUUAAAAGUAAAAAGUCAAUCUCGCAAUGAUAUUAAUUCUGAAGUUAAUUCUAAUGCUUCAGUUAAAAGCGUAGACAAUAUUAACACAGAAAAUGCCCGUAAGAGCGCAUUAAAUAUUUCUCCUUCUACUUCGAGAAUGGAAUGCCUAGAAACAGAUUCAUUAAAAGGUAAGAAGAGUGCAUCGAGGAAACUUUCUAAGACUCAAGAUUUAAAUGGUGAUUCUUCUGACAAUUCUAAGCUACCUAUGAUGGAUAUGAAGCAAUUUAAUGAUAUUAUGCUAAAACCGUUUAUCAGUAUUAAAGAAUUUACUAAGAAAAAUAAAUUAGAAAAUGGUGACGUAUCUAAUUUGGAGGAUCAUUUAAAAGGUGUUAUAACAAACGAUGACUUGAGUUCAUUACAUUCCGAGAAUAGUUUACCAGACGUUAUAGCUGAGUUACUGAAACGAAAAAUUAUCAAUGAACCUUUUAAAUUUGACACGGCGUCUAAUGUUAACACGAGUAGCACAUCAGAAUCCUCAAUAUCUUUGUUAGCUUUGUCAAACCGAGAAAAGAAAAGAGUAAAUGUACACCAUGGGAAAAAAGUUAAUGUUGAAACUUCUGAUACAUUGAGUAUCUCUUCAAAUCCCGAUUUAGAAAAUGCAUUCCAAAAAUUAGGUAUGGGCUGGGCUUCGUCUACUCUUAAAAAAACUAAGGAGCGCCUUGCCCUCUCGUCUUCAUCAAAUACUUCCAGCUCGAGUGGGCCUCAAUCUCGAAGUAAAAUUGGUAGUAUCUCUCAAUCGAAUGCUGAUUACAUUUUAGCGUUACAACAUCAUAUUAACACUAGGCGAAGCUCGAAAGACAGCGACCCCUCUAAAAAUGCUGAACAACAAACGUCUUUGUCCAAUUCUAUGACUGUUAAAGAAUUUCUUACCAAUCAACUUGCUAAGAAAAUAACGUUUAUAAAUCCAUCUAAAGACUUGACUGAGCAAGAAUUUAUUUCUCUAUAUGAGACUAAGAUGCCGGAAGAAAUGAAGAAAAUAGUAGAACAUGAUCAAUCUGGGAACAGUGUAGGGAACUGCACUGGCAACAGAGCACGGACCUCCACGCCUGUACAAAUUUUUAGAUCAAUGACGUACAAUUCCACUUCAAGUUCGAACACUUCGAACGGCUUAUUCAGUAACGCCGAUGACUUGUCGUCUGUAAAGGUUACUUCAAAUUCCAUUCGAAAUCAUUCCACUUCAGACAAAGAUGACUUGACCAUUCCAAAUUAUGUUUUAAAAGUCAGUAAAGGGCAAUCUGAUUGUAGUAAAAGUGAUUAGUUGACGUUGUAUAAAUAUACAAGAUUACAUUUGAUAAAAUAUUUAAUUAUCCUAGCUUAAAUAUGUUAAUAUUGUUUUC
This is a messenger RNA of Papilio polytes (common Mormon), 6336 nucleotides long. RefSeq lists its product as uncharacterized. Lineage: Eukaryota; Metazoa; Arthropoda; Insecta; Lepidoptera; Papilionidae. The transcript has 12 exons. Bases 117 to 6257 code for a protein of 2046 amino acids. The record is from RefSeq and is a predicted model, not a curated record.